CGACUGACGAGCAACCAAUCCACCCAAAUCCCAGACCGAGCUCCAAUCCUCAGCGCCGCCAGUCGCGCCGCCUCCGAUGGCCGCGCGGCGCGGGCCCCACGUCAUCAAGCUCCACGAUCCCAACCCGCCCCUCCUCGGCCGGGCGCCGGGGACCGCACCGGCCGCCAUCCCCGCGCCGUCGCGCGAUGAGGGCAUCCUCGCGCAGCACCCUCGCGCCGCCCCCUCGAGCGCAUCCGCCUCGCACCCGGCCUUCGCCCUUAUCGAGGAGCGCCUCGUAGCCCGGGACCAGGACAUCCAGGAGCUCCUCGUCGACAACCAGCGGUUCGCCGCCACGCACGUCGCGCUUCAGCAGCAGCUUAUCGCGGCGCAGCACGAGCUCCGGGCGGUCUCCGUCGCUGCCACCAGGGCGCGCGCCGAGCGGGAGGUCGAGGUGCGAGCGCUGGCCGACCAGGCGGCCCACAUAGAGGCCGAGGCGCGGGCCGUCGCCGCUGCGCGCGCGGAGGUCGACCAGGUUCACGCCGACGUCCAGGUGCUCGUCGCGGCGCGCACUGACCUUGUCAACCGGCUCCAGGGCCUACGGGAGAAGCUCGCGCACAAGAAGGCUGAGGCGAGUAAGACCGAUUCCGUCCGUGCCCAGAUUGAAACCAUGCGCCGGGAGAUCCAGAAGGGCAGAGCUGCGGUUGAUUUUGAAAAGAAGGCACACUCUGAUAACCUUGAACAAAGUAAAGCAAUGGAGAAAAAUAUGAUUGCUGUGGCUAGUGAGAUUGAGAGGCUUCGAGGAGAGCUUGCAAAUGCUGAAAAAGGGGCCACCGCUGUCAACCCAGCAGCAGCUGUUGGUAACUCUGGGUAUGUUGCGGCUUAUGGCAAUUCUGAGCCAACAUAUACUGCAAUGUAUGGCAAUCCUGAUGCAACAUAUACUGCACAGGCCUAUCCUGAUGCUUAUAACACUAAUCAGGCUCACAUGCACGCUGGUGCCAGUUCCUAUUACACGAGUCAACCAUUUUCCUAUGGACAAUACGAGAGCCAGCACACCAAUAUCCAAAGAUGACUGCCGGCACAAGAUAGCUUUGACUCGUCUGCCAUCUCAUUCUCGCUGUAAAAGGAUAGUCGCAGAAUCCACCGGAUUAAGCAUGCUAGAAAAAUCUGUUGCAUCGGAGCGCUGGAACUCCUCGUGGUCAUGUUUGCUUUUCUUUUCUGGCUAAUUUGUUCCAGAAUGGAUGGGUCGAAUUUUGGAGCAAAAAUCUUUCUGGCUUCUCCAUGUACUACCAUAACGAUUUGUCAGUUAAUUCUGCAGAUUGGUGUGGUGUUAUUCAGGGCCGACUAUGAUGCCUCUAGCCAUUUGUGUACAUACGUAUAAAUGAACUAGGUGAGUGCCCGUGCGUUGCAACGGAACCGUAUAAUAACACGAUAACUUAUGUACAUAUGUGUGUUAUAUUGUUAUGAGAAAAUGUUUCAG
Molecule: messenger RNA, 1456 nt
Organism: Zea mays
Lineage: Eukaryota; Viridiplantae; Streptophyta; Magnoliopsida; Poales; Poaceae
Product: Protein FLC EXPRESSOR
Exons: 4
Coding region: 77-1048 (323 amino acids)
Source: RefSeq, marked provisional